Messenger RNA from Sphenostylis stenocarpa, 1752 nucleotides. The record is from the annotation of a GenBank genome assembly. NCBI's taxonomy places the organism in Eukaryota, Viridiplantae, Streptophyta, Magnoliopsida, Fabales, Fabaceae.
AUGGUGAAGAACAAGGGAUGUGAAAGUGAAGAAGAUGAAGAGAAAUGGGUGCAUGAUGCAUCUGUGGAUUAUAAGGGCAAAACUCCUCUCCGUGCUUCCACCGGUGUAUGGAAAGCUUCUCUUUUUGUCCUUACAAUAGAAUUUAGUGAAAGGAUUUGCCACUUUGGGAUAUCCAGUAAUCUUAUCACGUACCUGACUGAAGUGAUGCAUGAAGACCUCAAUACAGCGACCAAGAAUGUAAACUACUGGGUAGGAGCAACAACCCUCAUGCCUCUAAUUGGGGGUUUUGUUGCUGAUGCCUAUACUGGUCGAUUUCAUAUGAUCCUCUUUUCUUCCAUCAUAUACCUCAAGAAUUAUGGAUUAAGCAUGUUAACCAUGUCUCAGUUCAUUCCAAGUCUAAAACCAUGCAAAAAUGAGAUAUGUCAUCGACAAAGGAAGGUUCAUGAAGUAGUUUUCUUCCUAGCUCUUUACUGUAUUGCCUUGGGCACUGGAGGAUACAAACCAUCCUUAGAAAGCUUUGGUGCUGAUCAGUUUGAUGAUGACCACCUUGAAGAACGCAAGAAGAGGAUGUCUUUCUUCAACUGGUGGACCUUUGCACUGUGUGUUGCAAUGCUGAUUGGGACUACAGUGGUUGUUUGGGUUGAGGACUUCGUUAGCUGGGGAGUUGCUUGUCUCAUCCUUACUGUUUUUAUGGCUCUCAAUGUCAUUGCUUUCUAUGUGGGGAAGCCUUUUUACAGGUACAGAAGGGCAGAAGGAAACCCUUUCAUGCCAAUUCUACAAGUCCUAAUUGCAGCCAUAAGGAAAAGGAAUCUCUCUUGUCCUUCAAAUCCUUCUCUUUUGUAUGAAGUCACUCAGUCAGACAAAUCCCAAGGAAAGCUUCUAAGCCAUACUAGCAGGCUCAGGUUUCUUGACAAGGCUGCAAUAGUAGAAGAGAAGUAUACUGAGCAAAAAGCCAAUCCAUGGAGAUUAGCAACAGUGACAAGAGUGGAGGAAACAAAGCUUAUUCUGAACAGUAUUCCCAUUUGGCUAACUUCAUUGAUAGUUGGUGUGUGUAUAGCGCAAGGAUCAACACUUUUUGUCAAACAAGCAGCUGCUAUGAACUUAAAUAUAAGCAACAGCAUAAAAAUUCCACCAGCUUCUAUGGCAUCUGUUUCAGCUAUUAGCUCGAUAAUAUCUGUCCCAAUAUACGAUAAGAUUAUUGUUCCAAUAAUGAGGAAAAUCACAGGUAACGAAAGAGGUAUCAGCAUCCUUAGGAGGAUUGCCAUUGGCUUAGUAUUCUUAGUCAUACACAUGGUUGUUGCUGCCUUAGUCGAAACAAAGAGAUUAAGAAUGGCUGGUCACGAGACUAUGAGUGUGUUGUGGCUAAUACCCCAAUACUUGAUCCUUGGAAUUGGAGGAGAUUCUUUGUCUCUAAUUGGUUUGCAAGAGUAUUUCUAUGACCAAGUCCCUGACUCAAUGAGAAGCUUAGGAAUGGCUUUGUAUCUUAGUGUGAUUGGAGUAGGAUUCUUCUUAAGCAGCUUUCUGAUAAUCAUUGUGGACCAUGUCACAGGGAAUAAUAAUGGCAAAAGUUGGAUUGCAAAGGAUAUAAAUUCAAGCCGUCUUGAUUGGUUUUACUGGUUGUUGGCUGUCAUCAACGCUCUAAAUUUGUGUUUCUUUCUGUUCUUGCAAAAGAGGUACACUUACAAGACUGUACAAAGGAAAGUUACUGAAAUUGAUGGUUCUAACAAUGACAGGGUGGAGAUAAUGACUUGA